This is a messenger RNA of Homarus americanus (American lobster), 1914 nucleotides long. RefSeq names its product U3 small nucleolar RNA-associated protein 18 homolog (gene wcd). The transcript is spliced from 9 exons. Gene Ontology annotation, biological process: rRNA processing. Bases 98 to 1789 code for a protein of 563 amino acids. The record is from RefSeq and is a predicted model, not a curated record. Lineage: Eukaryota; Metazoa; Arthropoda; Malacostraca; Decapoda; Nephropidae. Gene Ontology annotation, molecular function: protein binding. Gene Ontology annotation, cellular component: small-subunit processome; Pwp2p-containing subcomplex of 90S preribosome.
UAAACAGUGAGUGUCCGAGGUGUUGUGUGUGUACAUCAGAAGACAUGUGAGGCAGCAGGUUUUGUGUAAUACAGAUGUUUAAGACUCGAGUGUAAAGAUGAAGAAAAAACAACAACAAUCAUCUAAGGAAAUACCAGCAAAGGGAAACUCAGGAAAAAAGAUGACAAAGAAGAAAACAAAAGGUGUCAAACAGAAAAGAAACAAAGACAAAGGGCGUUCUCUACUAUCAAAUAAAUUCAUCUUGGACACACGUGGCAGCAAGAGGUCAAAGUUUCAGAAGCAGUUGAGACGCAAGAAAAUGUCAAACUCAACCAGAACAAACGUGUUGGGUUAUGAUAAACUGAUGGAACAGGAGAGGAAAUUGGCCAAAGAUUUGUUUGGAGAGGAUGCAGAGCUGCUACACAGUGUUCCCCAAGAGGCUCAGACUAGAGAUCUUCCUGCAGCAUCCACAGAUAGCACAAUUAGCACUGAAGAACAACAAAUGAUUCCUGAUGACCCCUUUGAUGUUCAUCAACCAGACACAAAAGAUGCCAGAAAGCCAGCUUGGGUAGAUGAGGACGAUGAUAAUAUCAGAGUUAAGGAUAUUUGUGCCAGCAUGACAAAGGCCCGAGGCAAGAGGGGCAUCAGAGAAGUCUCUAAUGUGAAAUAUGAGCUAAAACUACAAGAGAAGUUUAGUCAGGUUUUUGGCAGCACACCUGAGUGGGCCGACCUUAACAACAAACUCACCGGUGACUCUGAUGAUGAUGAUGAAAUGACUCGUACAACAGGGAAUUACUUAUCUGCAGAGUCCUCAGGCAAACUUCCAAAGACAAGUUUAGAGUACAAGAAGUUGCACGAUCUGAACCACACAUCAAGAUCAGAGGGGGCUGUGUUGAAAGCUGUUGAAUUUAACCCUCGCUUCCAGGUGGGAUUGGUAGCUGGGUUUUCCAACAACAGUUUUGGAGCUGCCACACUCUUCCAGGUUGAUGGUUCACUUAAUCAUAAAAUUCAGUCAAUCAAGUUCCCAAAAUUUACAAUAAAAUGUGCAAAGUUCUUGCAAGAUGGCAAAAAAUUUGUUGUUGGAUCCAAUUUAUAUGGUCAUUUCUUUGUAUAUGAUAUGGAGGCAGCCAAAGAAAUGAGGAUACCAUGUAGUAAAACGGAAGAAAGAAGUAGUAUGAAGAAUUUUAUUGUGUCACCCGACGGAGAGCUUCUCGUGUUCGUAGGGACAAAGGGACUUCUCUACGUUUUUGAUGCCACAACCCUCUCCCUCAUUGAUACCUUUCAUUCUCCAGAGGAGGUUAAAGCAGCAGCAUUUAAUGAAAGUGGAUCCAAGAUGUAUACACAUGGAAUUGGUGGUGAUGUCUUUGUUUGGGACAUGACUUCACGUGCCUGUGUUCAUAGGUUCUAUGAUGAUGGUUGUAUUGAUGGAACAAGUAUAGCCGUGUCACCGAGCAAUCAGUUUCUAGCGUGUGGAUCAUCAUCUGGAAUUGUCAACAUAUAUGACGUGGCUAAUAUCUCGAGCAAAGCACCAAGACCAGUGAAGAUCUUGGAUAAACUGGUAACGCCCGUGACUUCCCUCGCCUUUAAUCCUUCUUCAGAAAUUUUAGCAAUGGCUUCGGAUUAUGUGGAUAAUGCCAUGAAAUUGAUACAUUUUCCCUCAAUGACACACUUCAAUAACUUCCCUGGAGGACAAUAUCCUUUACGAAGAGUCCAAGUUCUUAAUUUCUCCCCUAAAGGUGGCUUUUUAGCCGCAGGGAAUAAUAAUGGAGCAGCUCCUUUGUACAGGCUGAAACAUUUCUCAAGUUAUUAGAUAAAUAUAAUUUUAAACUUCAAUGUUGUCAGACUAGAGACAAUUUCUGAAAGUUUUUCAGAUUGUUUCAAUUACAUACAUUUGUUCGGAUUCAUUUUAUGAAAAUAAAAUCAUGUCUUUCAAUA